UAAAGCUUUUCACAGUGGAAAAGGGUUGACAGAAGAAAGAAGGGUUUGCUUUGGCGUGUGACUUGGAGGAAAAAAGCGAUAGGAUUUUUGUUAGUUAUUUUUCUGUUUAUUAAUGAAAGUUAUAAUCAACGUAUAAAAUUAAAAGCUUGUCCAGUAUGGCGGCGGUUAAUGGAGUUAAUGGCACCAACAGUAAGGAUUUGUGGCAAUGGAAAGUUGGUUUAAUCACGAAGGAUAAAAAAUAUUUGACAGCUGAAACAUUUGGCCAUAAAAUCAAUGCUGCGGGGACGACCUUGAAGAAGAAGCAAACAUGGACAUUGGAACAGGAUUUGGUGGAAGAUGUUAUUUAUAUUAAAAGUCACCUAAACUGUUACAUGUCGGCAGACAAAUACGGAAACCUCACGUGCGAUAGAACCGCAGAUGAACUUGACGGGUCGGAAAAAUUCGUCGUGGAAUACUCUAAAGACGAGACUGGCAAAUGGGGAUUUCGAAAUCAGUUGCAUGGAAAUUAUCUCGGAUUAGCCCAGGAUGACAAUGUGAAGUGUUUCGAAAAGACAAUGGGCCCGAAACAAAUGUGGGACGUACAGCUUUCCAUCCACCCGCAGGUGAACCUUCGCAACGUCAACCGCAAGCGCUACGCCCAUCUCUGCGACGAUGAGAUACAGGUAACGGAAAUAAUCCCCUGGGGUCAGGACGCCCUCAUCAUACUGCACUUCCACGAGGGCAAGUAUUCGUUCAAAACGUGUGACAAUCGCUUCCUCCACAGGAACGGUACCUUGGUGAGUGAGAUGGAUGAGGACACGAAGUUCUCUCUCGAGGUGAGGUCCGGUUCCACCAGCGGCAUGUGUUUCAAGGACCGCAUGGGCCAUUACCUGACCGCGGUCGGGGCGACCGCCACCAUGAAGGGGAGGAACAAGACUGUAACGAAGGACGAACUGUUCACCCUGGCGGACAGCCACCCCCAAGUCGUCAUCACGGCACACACGGGCAAGAAGGUCUCCAUCAGACAAGGGAAGGACGUGUCGGCGAACCAGACGGAGGAGGAGGGCGACAAGGAGGUGUUCCAGCUGGAGUACCACAAGAAGAUGGAUCUCUGGUCCAUUCGCUGUGUUGACAACACGCUGUGGGGACUGGAGGCAGUCGGCGGGAUACAGGCGGGAGCCAAGGAGCUUUCAAAGAAUACGAUGUUUGAAGUGCAAUGGUGCGGGGAUGGCACGAUGACGAUGAAGGCUGCGAACGGCAAGUACCUGGCGAACAGACAGACGGGCCACCUGGAGGCCAAGAGCGACGCUGUGUCGGACAAGGAGGCGUUCUACGUGCGCAUCGUCAACCGCCCCAUCCUCAUCCUCAGGUGCGAGCACGGCUUCCUCGGCUUCAAGUCGAACAGCUCCAGCGAGUACGUGUGCAACAAGUCCGUCUACCAGGUGAUAUUCCUCGAGGGAACCGACACCGGAUAUUACCAUCUCAGAGGUCUGAACGGGAAGUACUGGUCCGUAACAGACGACAGUUCGAUAGUGGCCGACAGCGCCAAGCCAAACACGCGGUUUCUUCUAGAAUUCCGCGGCCUGUCCGUCAUGACCAUCAUGGCGUCCAACGGAUGUUACCUCAAGAGUCACCAGAACGGGCUGUGCAAGGCUAUCGGUAAAGUGGACGAGGAGACGGGCAAACUGGACUCGUCACUCAUCUGGGAGUACUAAGCCGUCCCAGCCGCCAUUGGUCAAGCUUUUACUGCACACUCUAUAUAUGUGUUUAUGAAAGAAAAAAACAAAAAGAAAAGAAAAAGAACAAAAAAACAAUAACCCUACAGUCUGGAAUCAUACUUAACUUGAGUCAAUAACUCUACUUGAGUCAUGGGAAUUUUUUUAUCAUGUCUCUUAAAGUUUUGAGUCAGAACUUUUAAGGUUUGAGUCAGGUCUUCGAGUUUUGAGUAAGAACUUUUAAGUUUUGGGUCAAGACUUUAGAGUUUUGAGUUAGGACUGUAAUUGCUAUGGGAAUUUUCAUCAUCGUCUGAUUCAGAAGUUUUGAGCCAAGACUUUUAAAUGUCUUGCGAUUUUGUCAUGUCGUUAUGGGUUAAGAGUUAGGUCGAGACUCUAAAACGCUAUGUGAAUUUUUCAUGUCAUAUAAAUCAAGAGUUUUUGAGUCGUCCAGACUUUAAAAAAAAUGGUGUACGUAUGGGUCGAAAUUGGUCUCAUUCAUAAAGAAUGGACUUUGAUUGCUGCAAAUGUCCAGCCUUGAACUUGCAUACAGAACAUGAUUUUUCUUAUUUACUGAUUUUGUUUUUGUAUGUUUGAUUUCUUGAUACAUGCACAUCGUUUGUUAAGAUGUGUAGGGGAAUAGUAUUAAGGACUCUGCUACUGUAAUAAGCCGGCCACAUGUUUGUCAAACAUUGGUUUCUUGUGUGUUCCUGUUGCAUAAUUUCGAAUGUACCCGAUAUCAGUGGUGGCGAUUUGUACAUUCCAGCGGCCAUGUUGUUCACGCGCAACCACUGCAGUAUUAUACCAGGACUAAAUGCAUAUAUAAUAUAUAUACACAGUAUAUCCUAAAUGGUAAAUCAUUGUUGUAUUACAUGUUCAAAGCGUGUGUCAUUGUCACCAUAGAUGUUACUAUACAGGGUUGUAUGAUAUUAUAGGUCAUUAAUAUGUUUUCAGUAACAGAGUCCUUGGUUCUUACCUCGACCACGCAUGACGACAGUUACGUCUGCUAUCUAGAUCACGCGCCCGUGACAGGGCUAGCAAUUACUUCAUUGGUGCUUAUUAUGAAUCCCGAAAGUACGUCACCCAUAUAUAUUUUUUCUUCUUCUUUCAUCAUGUAGUGGACCAAUACAUGAAAUACAUGUGUUAUUUUGAAAAUUGUUUAUAUUACCGUAACAUAUAGUAAUCGAUGUGGACCAACUAAUACCACGUUUGAACCUAUGCAUUUCGAAAUGAGAUUACUGUACUGCAAGGAUAAAUAGUAUGGGGUGUAUGUGCUAAACGAUUUGAUAUUUUUGCAGCAUCAUGAUUAUUAAAAUGUGACCUAUAUUUUUUUUAAAAUUAUUAUUUUGUUUAUUAUUAUUUUUUUUUUUUUUUUUUUUUUUAUUAUUAUUAUUAUUAUUAUUAUUGAUCAAUCACUGGCCUUUUUAAGCGCAACAUACACUGCCUACUACGAUUGUCUUAAAGUUGUGCUUCGGUUUUGAAUGAUGAAUUGAUGUUAGAGGCAGUAGCAUAAUCUGUGUACACGUGCUAAUGGCUACUGAGUGAAUAAUGAUUUAUUAAGAUAUGGGCUCGUCCUAAACGAAACAAUGUCCACAGCUACAGUAGUUAUAAAAUUAUUGUACUGAGUGAGCAAACACAAUUCCAAUAUUUCAUUAUCAUUAGUUCCAUUUUUUUUGUUUGAUAUUCAUUAUGUUUAGUUCUAUUGGUGUUCCUUACUUCUCAAAGUAAUCAGUCAUAUCAGAGUUAUAUAUUUUUGUUUCGGGGAUCCGUCUUAUUAUUAUAUUAUUAUUAUUAUUAUUAUUAUUAUUAUUAAGUCUGUUUAUUAAAAGUUUUCAUGUGGGAGAAUCGAUCGAUAUGUGACAUAGCUGUCACAAAGCCAGAACAGGGACGGAUCGAGGAUUUUGUAAAGGGUGGGGUCACAACAUUCUAAAAAGGGUGGGGGUGAAGCAUGCUUCCAGUGAAAUGUUGAAAGAAAGAUUCCCAGAGACUCAUUAUUAGGGAAAUUUAGUGCUGUAUAUCAGUUUUGGAUUAUGAAGUUAGUCAUUAAAAGGUCACUUCAAACUGGCAGAAGGGGGCCUCAAAGGACCUCAGUGACCCCCCCCCCCCCACCCCCUUGGAUCCAAAAGAAAGGUGUAGUAGGGACCAGGUUGUAGAGUGUAUUUAAAGUGCUGUGGGUGAUUUUUUACUUGCUUUUAUAUGAGAACUGUUCAAGCAGGCCUGUCGUGGGCACAACCUCUCACAUUGCCAGAGUAUUUGUCCAAGGCGGGGAUUUAAAGUGAUGACCGAAAUUCCUUUUAAAAAAAAGGAAAUGACGUCAUUUCCAGCCAUUAUUUCACCGUCCCCAUCCCAUGUCUUUUGUUCGUCGUGUUUGAAUAUCACAGGUCGGCAAUUUCUGGCUUAGACAGGUUAACAACUUAAAGUGUUUAAAUUUACAUUCGUGAAAUACGUAAGCCAUAGUUGCUUGUGGCAAUAUUAGUUCUUCCACUCUGGGCCAUAAUCCAUCGGCGUAACUAAUGUUAGCACACAGUUCGUCUAUGUCCAAUUAAGAUGAUUUAACGUGACAAGUAGCUCUGCAUGUAUAUAUUGCCAUAUGAAAUUAUUGUCAAUUAGAUUUAAAAGUGUAGCUUACUCAAAUCGCUAAGUAUGUGCAAAAUGAGAUGUGUGAAGUUGCUUCAUGUUUCAGUAUUUUAUAUUAUAAUAAAUUCAAACAAUUGUUUCGGGGUUUUGACGGAUAUUUCCGGAAUCGUCAUCAAGCGGAAUAUGAUGAUAGAGAACUCGAUGUCCAAUUAGCGUGCGGUUGACAUCCUGAUUAGGAUGUAGACGACCAAUGAUAAGUGACGUAUCUUAGCUGCUCAAGUUUGAUGUCAGUUUUUUUUACAGUGAUACCAAACCAAUUAAUAUUAUACAUGUACAUGUUUAAAAUAAUUUUGUGAAUAAACUGCUUAAAUAUU
Messenger RNA from Gigantopelta aegis, 4642 nucleotides. Its product is annotated as protein singed-like. Lineage: Eukaryota; Metazoa; Mollusca; Gastropoda; Neomphalida; Peltospiridae. Gene Ontology annotation, biological process: cell migration; actin filament bundle assembly; establishment or maintenance of cell polarity. The transcript has 4 exons. The coding region runs from base 156 to 1694 and encodes 512 amino acids. The record is from RefSeq and is a predicted model, not a curated record. Gene Ontology annotation, cellular component: cytoplasm; actin cytoskeleton. Gene Ontology annotation, molecular function: protein-macromolecule adaptor activity; actin filament binding.